UUUAAUUAUGUUUAAAGUAGUAAUUGAAACAGUUAUCUAAAAUAAAAUUUAUCCGGACACGUCGGCUCUUUUGUCUUCCUCCGAACUACAAUCCAAGCUUUCAACAAGACACUUUUGCAAUUACUCGUAAAAUGAAAGAGAAAAUAAGAGAGAAGAGGAGACAUUUAUUCUUUUUAUUUUAUUCCAUAGAGCGUAUCUCCGAAUUGAAAUGUCGGACUAUUAAAAGAUAACACAUCCUAUAUAUUUAGCAAAUUUGUAGAAUAACGUGGCGCAUAAAGAAUUAAUGAGAUUUAGAAUAUGGACUCGAAGAAGUUUGGCGAGGUCGAUAUCAUCCAUAAAAGAUACUCUUUUAAUGAAUCGAUGCAUCCGUCGUCGACAUUAAAAAGAGCGAGCCCAGACAUAAACUCGUAGAUGAUAUAUCCAAGAAGACCAAAUGUGCGAUAUUACCGCAAAGUUCAACGACGGUUCGGCGAUUUAUUUCAGGCGCGCCUUAAACAGGUCAGACAGAAUUGUGCCAUUUCGAACUUCAGAGAUCGAUCGUGUCGAGCUCUAUGUGCAUCGUUUCAUUUAUAAUAUUUAUUUAAUUUUUUUUAUAUGUACAAUAACGUUAGCGUCGACGUAAAUUAUCGUAAGGAUAAUUUUGUAUUCCUGGGCUCCGCAACUCAACAGCUGGGAUUGGGAAUUAUUGUAAAUCUAUGAAGAGAGAAAAUGGAUGGAACAAGUAUAAAAGAGAGAGAGAGAGAGAGAGGGGGGGGGGCAGGGGAAGAGAGGGAUGCUAGCUAUUUUAUCCCCACCUCGAGAUCAUCGAGGGCUACGGGCCACGUGAUCGAGCAGCAGAAUUCGCGGCGUGUCCGCCGAAAAUCUAAAUCCGUCCGAGCCGGGGAAGAAGAAGAGACCCAUGAGUCUCUCGGGCUGCGCGACACGAAACAGCCGCCGCAAGAUAGUUCAUAAUCGUCCGUGGCUCGCGGCGGAUCGAUCGAGGGAUCGCGCGCGGGCGAGUGCGAGAUCCGCGCGGAAAUCUCCUCGUCUGCGCGAUUCACGCUUUCGCGAACGACAGAGGGUAGGAGGAAGAAAGAGAGAGAGAGAGAGAGAGAAAGAGAGAUAGGGAAGUGGAAAGGAAGUUUACUCCGCUCUCUUUUCUUCCUUCGCUCUCCGGGAAAACGAGAGAACGGCGGCGACGGGGCGGUCGAUUCGUCGUGAAAUCGCUCGAGGAACAUGAUCCGCGUAGACGAGUCGGAUCCAGUAGGAGAGAUCGAGCCCAGCUUCCCCUAUAGAGACGUGACGAUACGCCGAGGUGUCGAGUUCAAGGACGAUUAUGACAUCCAGUCGGAGCUCGGACGCGGAAAAUUUGGAAUUGUCUAUCGAUGCAAGGACAGAAAGAGCGGAUUGAUGCUCGCCGCGAAAGUGGUGAACGUCAUGAAGAAGGAGGACAGACGCGCCGUGCAGAGGGAGGUCGACAUUAUGCGACGCUUACAGCAUCCACGGUUGAUUCAGCUGUACGACGCCAUUGACGCGGGGAAACAGAUAUAUGUCGUUCUAGAAUUGAUCGACGGCGGCGAGCUCUUUGAGAGAGUGAUAGACGACGAUUUCGUACUGACAGAACGUAGCUGCGCCGUUUUCAUGCGGCAGAUAUGCGAGGGAAUAGAAUUCAUGCACGGUCAGAAGAUUCUGCAUCUCGAUCUAAAACCAGAGAAUAUCUUGUGCCUGACGAAAGAAGGUAAUAGAAUCAAAAUCAUCGAUUUUGGCCUGGCGAGGGAAUACGAUCCGAGUAAGAAGCUACAAGUGUUGUUCGGUACGCCUGAGUUUGUUGCCCCGGAAGUCGUAAACUUCGAUCAAAUCGGAUUCGGUACCGACGUGUGGAGUAUAGGCGUUAUUUGUUACGUAUUGUUGUCCGGUUUAUCACCAUUCAUGGGCGAUACGGACAUAGAGACAAUGGCGAAUGUCACUAUCGCGAAGUACGAUUUCGAUCACGAGGCCUUCGCCGAGAUCUCGGAAGACGCGAAAGAUUUCAUAAGAUGCCUUUUGGUGAAAGAUAAGGAAAAGCGAAUGACGGCGGCGCAAUGCCGGGAACACCGUUGGCUGGUCCGUAGGACGAAGCCCAAGAGCGAGAAGGACGUCGCGGCGGCCAAACGUACGGCCUUCAUCGAGAAUCGCCCGGUCGUCGUCGGCGUCGCCGACGUUAGCGGCAGGGAGGAGCUGGACGUGACCAAGGACAAUCUCAGACUGUUCGUCGAGCGCUGGCGGGAGCAUCCGGACAGCCCGUACACGAUCGACGCGUAUCACGCGUUGCCGUGGAAUCCGCUUCGCGAGCGCGACGAGUCCGUGUCCCUGCGGGCGCACAGUCCCUCCCCCUGCGACAGCCUACGCAGCAGCAGCACGCAGUCGGAGAGGGUGGACGCCGUUGCCUCGAGGGACAAUUCCGUCCACCUGCUGUCGGUGCCGAGUCUCAGCUUGUCCUUGGAGAGGAGGGCCUCCGAGGGCUACGCCGCGCGGAACCGCCGCGAUCCCGCGAGCCAGAUCGCCCUCGCCGAGGAGAUCAUCAAGCUGUCCGAGCACCUGCGCUCGAUCGCCAUGGGAUCGCGGGGAAUCAACGAGGAGAGUAACGUAGGCGCGGCGGAAACCCAGCGGUCUAUCGUCAGAAGGCCCGGCGACGUCGGAAGUAGUCGCGACAGUGCCCUCCCGAAGGGCAAUGUUAAAGUGACCGCGUCCCAAAACGCCGACAAGGAGACCAACGAGAUCACGGAGAAGCUGUCCAGUAUCGCCCGACAGCGGAAGCUCAACGGGACGACCUUUCACAGUAGCCGUAGUUUCGACAGGUGCAAUCUCGACACGAGUUUCGGUAACGUGUUCGUGGCCCUGAGAAGAACGAGCGACGGCGACGCGGCGGCGGCGGCGGCGGCGGCGGCGGCGACGUCCGAGAGACGCAGGGACUCUCGAAGGUACUCCCUCGAGCGGACGACGAUCACCGAGGCGCUCGAGGAGAAGUUCAACGGGAAGAGGCCCUCCGUCGGCGCGGAGGAGGUAGACCUGACGCCCCCGUGGCGGCGAUCGCGGGUGAAACGGUCCUUCGGCGAGACCAGCAGGGACGUGCCGCGGAUAUCGAACUUGCGGGACCUGCACAAGAAUCUCAAUCUGGACGAGCCGAGCAGCGCCAAGGACCUGCUGCUGCAUCUGUUGGGCGAGUGGGAGGAUGUCACCGCGGAGCCCUGCGGCACCGGCAGGAAGUCCGUAAGCCUGGACUGGUGCGCGGCCGACACGAUCGCCAGGAGGACGAUGAAUUCGUUGGCGGAAUACUUCCAGACGAGGCAACAGGAAGCGAAAUCCACUCCGAAAGUCACAGCGUCGUCCACCUCGUCGAUAUACCGUUGAACGAUACGCUUGUCGACUGCUCCCCCUCUCGCGGAAUUUGCAAGGAUGCGCAUUUGCGAACGAGCCGUCGUGGACAGAUCAGGAAAAAUGCGCGGCGUUAAUGAUCCUCUCUUCUUUUUGCGGGGCGUAAAGUUUAGUUUCGGAAACGUCUUAAAUGAAACAAACGCCUGGGGCAAUAAUAUAUGUAUUUGUCAAGUACACAUUUUGCAACUCUAAAUCCUUCUGUAUAAUCUUUAACUCUUAUUUAUGCUAGAGACCUAAAUUGUGCAUGAUUUCAUUUACUUGUAUUUUCAGCUCUUUAUUUGAUAAACUGCAAAGAUUAAUCUAUCAAGUCUGUGAAUAUCCUUGAUCUAAGUCGAGAGUUGAUUUUAUAAUCGUGAUGCAAUCCCUUUUUCUAUUUAUUUUAAUUUAUUUCUUAGGGACACUACAUGAUGAAUAUCCGUUCUUAUUUCUUAUUAGAAGUAUUACAUUUUUUAAAACCAGAAAAACGCAGUUUUUUAUAUUCAGAAGAAUGGAUAAUAAAGAGUAACUUUGAAUAUCUUAUAUAUAUAUAACGUCUGAUUAAACUUAUCGGCGUUUGCCUGAAUUUCCGAUUCACAUUAGUUUUUCGCAAAAAAAAACUAAUUUCUGUUUUUACAAUCAAAAAAUGAGACAGAUUCUUGUAAUUGCAUGACAUUUCAUAAAAUAAUUCGUACAUAAAACGUCACAAAAAUAAAAGAUCGUAGAAUUCUCUAUUAUUAAAUUUGAAAUGGAUAAAAUUCUUAUUGAUAUUUAAUACACGGAGAGUGAAAUGCGAAUAAUGGAGAUUUUGUGUAAAUAAAAGUAGUGCGUUUGACGGAAAGCUUAAAAAUUACUAAUAAAGUCUACGAUCGUACCUUUAUACAACAUUCUCGAGAGCUGUGUACCAUCGACACACCCUCCAAUAUUUUUAUCCAAUAUAAAGCAUCAAUAUAACUAUUAAUUUUCAUCAAGACACCUACUAUUUUGAAUCGAUUUGAUCCCUUGCAGCCUAAUAAAUCUGUCGUGAAAAGCUUUUAACAACAAGAAUGGCGCAAUUAUUCGCGUUGCAACUUCGAGAAAUCUUCCCCUGCAAACAAUUUUUAAGCGGCGUUCUAGAAGAAACUUUUAUGUUUAAUGUAUUGUUAUUUAUUAAUAUUAACAUUAAUUAUUCAGACGUAUUUUCGUGUGUAUUAUAUAGCAAUAUUAAUUUUUAGGGGGAUGAUAGAUUAAGUCUAGAUUUUUUAUUGAUUGUAUGUUGCACGAAAUUUGCAGGAGAACUGAUCGAGAUAAUACAAUCAUCCACGCACAUAUUUCUUGUUGAAUAGGCACUUGUUCACAUUUUAUAUCUAAUAUAAAUCACAGUACGCUACAGGAAAA
Messenger RNA from Monomorium pharaonis (pharaoh ant), 4746 nucleotides. RefSeq names its product calcium/calmodulin-dependent protein kinase type IV. Gene Ontology annotation, biological process: intracellular signal transduction; protein phosphorylation; positive regulation of apoptotic process. The transcript is spliced from 7 exons. Gene Ontology annotation, cellular component: nucleus. NCBI's taxonomy places the organism in Eukaryota, Metazoa, Arthropoda, Insecta, Hymenoptera, Formicidae. Bases 1216 to 3369 code for a protein of 717 amino acids. The record is from RefSeq and is a predicted model, not a curated record. Gene Ontology annotation, molecular function: protein serine/threonine kinase activity; ATP binding.